AUUACGAAGCACAUUCCCAUUGAUUUGUUACAGUCACACUUGCCGACGACCGCCCUUCAUUUAUCCCCUAAUGAGCACUGCGCAGUGAUUGCGCCGAACCCCCCGAGAAUUUCACCCAUCGUGGCAGGCACUCUGGCGAGUCUCCCGAGACCGCGGCUCUCCGCGCGGAUACCCAAAACACAUACGAUAUGGAGGAACGGUAGCGCUUCUACGGGCCGGGGAGCCAUCAGAUAUGUCUCGGUCAAUUCCUCGAAUAAGCUCGGCUUGGGGGCGGGACCGCCACCGCACGGCAUCGCCCCUGGGAGAGUGGCACCCAAGGAGAUGGCAGCCACGCUUCCUGGGGGCGCAACUCUGGGUGUGCCGGGAGAACAGAAGCAAAAGUUCAAUAGAGUGCUGGGCCUGCAGCCGGAGCAAAAUGAAAAGGAGCUAUACGCCAUCUUCAAGGCGGAUUCAACAUCACGUUUCUACGUGCCGGCCGUCAUGAUGGGGCACAACUCGCCGCCACCACCUUCGUCGCGUACGGUUCAUAUUCUAGGAAAUGACGAGCGAUCAUUGUUUCUGUCGCACGCUCUGCACGGUAUCUACGACUCGGUCAAGACACUCAACCUAACGUCGAAUACACCAUAUCGGGAUGUUGCUGGAAAUCUCGACGUGAAGAGGAAUACCCGAGCUUGGCUCGAACCGAAUGCCGCGAUAGGGAGGUCAAAGGAAGGGGAGAAUGAUGAUACACAUAUUAGCAAUCUGGUGGUAGCCGGAAGACCGAGUCAGACCGUUAAGCUGCUCGAGAAGGUGAAGCAUCGGAUCGACGAUCGGACGGCUGUGUGCUACGUGCAAGACGGACUCGGAGUCGCGGAGGCGGUCACCAAUCGGGUCUUUCCGGAGAAGGACAAACGCCCCUCGAUUAUGCUCGGACACAUGACCCAUUCCCUGGCGUACGACCGAAAAGCAAAGUCGGUCAAGGUGAUGGCGCCCGGGUACGAGACCGCUCUCGCCGGCGUACGGCCCUACUACGGCAAGAAGAAGUCGAAGCACCUCUCGACAGACACCUGGCUGCGGACACAGAGUAUGAUGGACAAGUUUGCCUCUUCCGACCUCCUCAAGGCCAAGGGUCUGGCUCUCGACAGCUGGAUGAAGGUCAAGAUCCCGUCGCUCAUGUUCUCGGCCGUCUGCGACCCGAUCUGCGUCAUGCUGGACUACCGCUACGAGGAGCUCAUCUACAACCCGACGGCCAACAAGCUCAUAAACCAGCUCCUGAACGAGAUCGCCGACGUGGUUGCGCGAAUGCCCGAGGUCAAAAACUCGCCAGAGCUGCAGGCCAUCCUGCGCGGCGAGGGCAUGCGCAAGGAGAUUAUGGGGAAGCUGAGAGGAAAAGGGUCCGCGCCGAGCAAGAUGGCGUUGCAGAUCCAGCGUGGCAUGUUGACGGAUAUUGAUUAUUUGAACGGCUUCUUCAUCGAGAGAGGCCGUAGAUUCGGCGUCAAGCUUCCGGCGAACGAAAUGGUUGUGGGCAUGGUCAAAGCGAAGCACAAGGCGCAACUAGAGAAGAAUCGGUCGUACAUCCCAUUAGAGGUGACCUCAAGGAGAUACCCACAACCAUGGACGACUCUGAACUCGAUCAAGUACGCACUCACAUCCUUUUGCACGACGGAGAGCUUGCAACCUGGGACUAACCUAAGCAUCUGCCAGAUCCGCAAGGCUCGCCUCGAGCAGCUCAAGGCGCAAGGCGGGGCGGGAGGCAGCUCCGGCGGCGGCGGCGGCGGCGGCUCAAACAAGCAGCAGCAGCAAGAACAGCGCCAACAACAAGAACAGGAAGCCCGCCAGCAGAUCCUCAACCAGAUCCUGCACCCCGAGGCGGCGGACCGUCUGGGCCGCAUCCGUCUUGUCAAGGAGCAGCGCGCGCAGGACGUCGAGAACAGGCUCAUCAUGCUCGCGCAGAGCGGGCAGCUGCGCAGCAAGGUGACGGAGGCGCAGCUCAAGGAGCUGCUCGAGGCUGUGGCGGGAACAAAGGAGGAGGAGAAGAUUGUGGUGAGCCGGCGCAAGGGGUGGGACGAUGACGAUGACGACUUGUUGGAUCUGUAG
Molecule: messenger RNA, 2076 nt
Organism: Colletotrichum orchidophilum
Lineage: Eukaryota; Fungi; Ascomycota; Sordariomycetes; Glomerellales; Glomerellaceae
Exons: 3
Cellular component (GO): mitochondrion; cytoplasm
Molecular function (GO): DNA binding; NADP binding; 2-dehydropantoate 2-reductase activity
Source: RefSeq, a predicted model, not a curated record